This is a messenger RNA of Entrophospora candida, 205 nucleotides long. The record is from the annotation of a GenBank genome assembly. NCBI's taxonomy places the organism in Eukaryota, Fungi, Glomeromycota, Glomeromycetes, Entrophosporales, Entrophosporaceae.
AUGCUUUGGUAUGAACAACUGCAAGAAAACAAUCCAAAUAUUACUUUACUUCGAAGAAUAGGUCAUACAUAUCUGUUGCAUGAUGAUAAUGUUUCUUUGGAAAACUUUCCUCAACACAGUAAUCUAUCCAUUUUUGAUAAAGAAAAUAAAGAAAAUCAAGGAUUUUAUUUAUUAGCAAAAGUCGAAGGAUUUCAGGCAGAAAAUU